Anguilla rostrata (American eel) is the source of this 8281-nucleotide messenger RNA. RefSeq names its product protein bicaudal D homolog 2-like. Lineage: Eukaryota; Metazoa; Chordata; Actinopteri; Anguilliformes; Anguillidae. Gene Ontology annotation, molecular function: dynein complex binding; cytoskeletal adaptor activity. The coding region runs from base 357 to 2903 and encodes 848 amino acids. The transcript is spliced from 7 exons. The record is from RefSeq and is a predicted model, not a curated record.
CAUUUCCCGGCAAGCACCGUGACGACUAGCAGCUGCAUCUCCCUCAAUCCCGUCUAGCGGAGGAGAAGCUAAGGGGAACGGCGACUGCAACCAUGAAGCAGAUUUAAAAGAAAACAACGUAGGGUCUUCAUCCGUAAGACAACCAAAUUUUUACCUUUACUUCACAAAAGGCGGGUCGCAGCACGAAACGCACGGAAAACAACCAUGCAGUUCAAAUACAGAAGACUUUAAAUGAAAUAAUAUAUUUCAAUAAAGGGUUGUUUGCGAUCCUUCAAGGUUGGAUCUGCUAGAGGUUCUCCCUUAUCGCCUAAGAUUAGCCCAGUGCGGCGGCUGAGGUUUGUACCCGGCCGGCUAACAUGUCCGUGGAGGAACAGGGCUAUCUUGAAGCGAUGGUGGUGACAGAAGAGGGACCCGAGUGGCUGCGGGCUGAGAUAGAGCGCCUUUCCCGAGAGCUGAGCGAGACGACCCACGAGAAGAUCCAGGCAGCGGAGUACGGUCUUGCAGUACUGGAAGAAAAGCAGCAACUGAAACAGCAAUUUGACGACCUGGAAAUCGAAUAUGAGACCGUUCGUCAGGAACUCGACCAGCUUAAGGAGGCCUUUGGACAAGCUCACUCCAACCACAAGAAGGUGGCCGCGGACGGGGAGAGCCGGGAGGAGUCCCUCAUCCAGGAGUCGGCCUCCAAAGAGGCGUACUAUGAGCAGAGGGUCCUGGAGCUGCAGACGGAGCUCAGGCAGAUGAGGAACGUCCUGACCAACACCCAGUCAGAGAACGAGCGGCUGGCCUCCCUGGCCCAGGAGCUGAGAGAGAACAGCCAGGUGGUGGAGCUGCAGCGAAGCCGGCUUCGUGAUGACAUCAAGGAGUACAAGUUCCGGGAGGCACGCCUGUUACAGGACUACACCGAGCUGGAAGAGGAAAACAUCUCUUUGCAGAAGCAGGUGUCCAUACUCAAGCAGAGUCAGGUGGAGUUUGAGGGGCUGAAGCACGAGAUCCGCAGGUUGGAGGAAGACAUGGAGUUCCUCAACAGCCAGCUGGAGGACGCCAUCCGACUGAAGGAGAUCGCCGAGCGGCAGCUGGGGGAGGCCCUGGAGACCAUCAAGACGGAGCGCGAGCAGAAGAACAACCUGCGCAAAGAGCUGUCCCACUACAUGAGCAUCGGCGACUCCAUGUACCACAGCCCCCUCAGCAUCUCCCUGGACGGCCUCAAGUUCAGCGACGACGCCGCCGAGCCCAACAACGACGACGCGCUCAACGGCUACGAGAACAGCUUCAGCAAGCUGGCCAACGGCCCCGGGGACAACAAGGCUUCCACCCCGAAGAAGAACGACCUCUUCAACCCCGCCCCCAGCCUCGUCAACGACCUGCUCAGCGAGCUGAACAUCUCCGAAAUCCAGAAGCUCAAACAGCAGCUCAUGCAGGUGGAGAGGGAGAAGGUGAACCUGCUGUCCACCCUGCAGGACUCCCAGAAACAGCUGGAGCAUGCUCGCGGAGCUCUGUCCGAGCAGCACGAGAAGGUCAGCCGACUCACUGAGAACCUCAACGCCAUGAAGAAGCUGCAGGCCAGCAAGGAGCGCCAGUCGGCCCUGGACAACGAGAAGGAGCGCGACAGCCACGAGGACGGCGACUACUACGAGGUGGACAUCAACGGGCCCGAGAUCCUGGAGUGCAAGUACAAGGUGGCCGUUUCGGAGAUCGGCGACCUGAAGGAGGAGCUGAAGGGUCUGAAGGCCAAGUACGAAGACUGCCAGUCCAAGUACGAGGAGGAGAAGGGCCGUCUGGAGAGCGACGUGACAGUGCUGUCGGAAAAGCUGUCCUCCCUGGAGAAGACCAACCGCACGGACCGGGACCAAGUGGUGCGCCUGGAGAAGGAGCUGAAGAAGGUGAGCGACGUGGCCGGCGAGUCGCAGGGCAGCCUCAGCGUCGCCCAGGACGAGCUGGUCACCUUCAGCGAGGAGCUGGCCAACCUGUACAACCACGUGUGCAUGUGCAACAACGAGACGCCCAACCGCGUCAUGCUCGACUUCUACAAGGAGGGCAAGGGCGGGCGCAGCAGCCCCGAGGGCCGGGGCCGGCGCUCCCCCAUCCUGCUCACCAAAGGGCUCUUCCCCGAACCCGGAAAGGCCGAGAACGGCGACGCCACUCCGUCCCCCGUCUCCUCCCUCCCCUCCCCCGUCUCGGACGCGCGCCGGGAGCCCAUGAACAUCUACAACCUGGUGGCCAUCAUCAGGGACCAGAUCAAGCACCUGCAGAUGGCGGUGGACCGCACCACGGAGCUGUCCCGCCAGAGGGUGGCCACCCUGGAGCUGGGCCCCGUGGCGGACAAGGACAAGGAGGCCUGCAUGGAGGAGAUCCUGAAGCUCAAGUCCCUCCUGAGCACCAAGCGGGAGCAGAUCGCCACCUUGAGGACCGUGCUCAAGGCCAACAAGCAGACGGCCGAGGUGGCGCUGGCCAACCUGAAGAGCAAGUAUGAGAACGAGAAGGCCAUGGUCACCGAGACCAUGAUGAAGCUUCGUAAUGAGCUCAAGGCCCUGAAGGAGGACGCCGCCACCUUCUCUUCCCUCAGAGCCAUGUUCGCCACAAGAUGUGAUGAGUACGUGACGCAGCUGGACGAGAUGCAGAGGCAGCUGGCGGCCGCUGAAGACGAGAAGAAGACGCUGAACUCUCUGCUGCGCAUGGCCAUCCAGCAGAAGCUGGCGCUGACGCAGCGGCUGGAGGACCUGGAGUUCGACCACGAGCAGUCGCGCCGCGGCGGGCGGAGCAAGGCGUCCGCCGCCCGGGGCAAGGGCGCCCCCGCCAACCCCCACGUAAGUCACGGGCACUCCUGCGGCGUGCGGCCCGAGGCCAACAGCAUCGCCGGCCCCGUGGUCUUCUGCAGCGAGAAGUACAAGAUCUACUGCGACUAGACGCGGACCGCCCUGUACAGAGGGGAGCCCCCGCCUCCCCGCCCUAGUUUCAGCCCCACACGCUUAGCGCUCCUUGUGUCAGGUUUGCUCUUAGGGCCGCGGUCGCGGCGCUCAGACCGCGACCGCGCCUGCUCGUGUACCGUGUGGGAAUGCAGCCGCCAGCUCCUAGUAAUGUAUGGCAUGAUGAUAGCGCUUUACGGUUUGCGUUGGGUUUUUGCUGUUAAGGAAUUUCUUCGUGCUGUUUGUGAAGGCCUGCAGUCUUGCCCGCUUGUAGUAACCUGCGUCUGUGGGCCGGUAGGGUGGGGCCGCGCAUCGAUGGCGGCGUUCCCGCGGCUGACGCUGGUGUCUGCGCUCUCCCCUCUUCCUCUGUCCUCUCUCCUCUCCUGUAGCAGACCUAACACUAGCCUCUGCUCCCUCCUCUUCCUCUCCCUGGGUCCCCGUCCCAGGGCCUGUCUGAGCUUGGCGGACUGUCCGCUAAUGCCACACAUUAUGCAGAAAUAUGCAAACCUCUCCUGAUUGGUGGGGGAACUUGGCCUCUCCAGCCAGAGGCGACUGGCUACAAGAGACCUGAAAUCUGGGGAAAAAAAGGUAUGAUUGAUGAUUGGGCUUUCCAAUUGGAUGAGAUUCAAUUCCAAAACCUUUUCCAAUUGGCUGCUGAGUUUUGACGGAGGGGAUCUGCUCAACCUUAAUGCAGGUGUACAGGUCUGUUCAGAGAAUCGAUCGCAUUGCUACGCUUUACGGUAUCUGUGCCACUAGUUAAAUGAAAGCUAUUUUUCUUUUGUCUUUUAAAGCCGGCUGCACGCAAUGCAAGCGCCGAUUCCACAGGGCUCUACAUUUGAGAGAGGUGCAUGCAACAGGUCCUUCUACACAUUUCAGAGAAACCAUAGGGCUUUCCCUCAUGACUAAACCAGUCCUGAGGAGUUCUUGCAGAGCCAUAUAUAAAAUGAGAGCAAGACAAAUUGAUCUCCACAUCCAAAUUAAGUGCACUUCGUAUUCGGUGCCUCAGUCCUCUGAACUAUGAACAGGUGAGAGUAUCUGGCAUUUGAAUAAAAAAAACUGAACAGAAAUAAGGUCAAUUUGACGAAAAGCUAUGAUUUUCCUAAACAUAUCUCUGAUCCAGAAGCACAAAAGGAAGGCACAGCAGUUGGAUUAUUCUAGAAACAAAAUCCAACUUCUCAGAAGUGCCUGUCGACCAAAUCCUCUGAGAUAUGGAUGUACAGCCCUGUAUUUUGUGUCUGAAUUUAAGCUAAUGCAAUUUUCUUCCUCUCUUUCUUUCCCCUCGUGUUCUUAUCUUUGCAAGCAUGUCUGGAGCUCUCUAAUGAAAGCUCCGGAUUGGCUGAGCCCUGCGUCUCUAACACUGUCCUGUUGCUUCGUUCUGACCUUACUCUCUUUUAGAUUGUCAGCAGUUUGCUACCUUUGCAGCAGCAGCCUACCUUUAAGUAGCAGGGGGGGAAAGCCUCUUGAUAAAGUCAGGUAAUGACCUCCCACACGUCCUCUCAUUUUGCUGAUGGAUCAGUGUGUUUACAUCAGCAAUCAGCCAUGAAAAAACCCGCUUGGCUGUUGAUAUUAGCGACCAUACAAAACUUGCAUCGUCGUACAAGUGUUCGUACAGGUGUCUGUAUAUGGCUGCUUACUAGGGAGGAAAAUCUGGCAACCCUGUCCAUUAAUGAAUAGCUUUAAUGUGCAAGAUAGGCUGUCAAUGAAGAUGUGGGGCUUCUAGGUACAUGUGUUAACUCUUGUGGAUCAUAAACACUUGAAUGUUAGCUUUAUACGACUAAAAAGCAGGAUUGAUGUGGGGAAAGUCCAUACGGAGAUACACAGUAAGAAAUUGAGAUUUUGUAAAACUAGCUACAGAUUUAUCUGUAACUUCUUAUGGCCAUGGUCAGAUUCUUACCUUCUAGGAUCCUUUGUUGCCUCUAAAAUAAUGUAGGGGGGAAGUAUGAAGUGCUUGAGGUAACACUAGUUUUGGCAGAAUCUGGAAGGAGGAUGAAUGACAGUCAACCCUGCUUUUCUCCAUGCUGCACUUGCUCUCGGGGUCUUUAGCAUCUUCCUGUGGUUGCUAUGAGGAGGAUGUGAGAGACAAUGCCAACAUGACCAUUGCUUGUAUUCUAAAGGAACUAAUAUUUUGCCAUUUGAAGUACAAGUCAAUAUUGUCCCACUGAUUUCACAUGCAGUACCGACAGGCUGUGGAAUCAUUGGUCUCUCAAAGUAACCAGAAGCAUAAGUAUAAUUAAUUGUGGAAAUGUAUGGCAGUUACUUUGGGGGGUUUCAAGUGAUUUUGAAAAUGAUUCUUUGCAUAAUUAUCUUUUUUUUUAAACUUGGGCCUGGACCCUUCAGAGGACAUUGAUUCAAACUAGCUGUGGAAGCAGCUUAGCGUGUUGCUUAGAUUUUAAACCCUCUGCGGAAGUGUGCUCUCUCAACGCACCAAACGCUCGGGUAGAUUUUUAAUAGUAGACCUUUUGAUAACGUUUUGUGAUUUUUAGAGGAAAACAAUAACGUAAUUGGAACUUUGGGACUAGUUUGAAAUCAAUGUCUGCGCAUCAGGACCCAGCAUGUGAGCUGACUACAGCGUCUCCUACCUCUGCUUGCCACGAUCCUCUCACCUCCGCUCCUGUCCGCUCACGCAUUCACCUUUUUUCUCUGGGUUUUCUUCAUUUUCAUUUUAUUUUUUUGUUGUCGUCGUCGUUGCUUUAAAUGGCAAGCCUGCAUGUGAAAGACACGCCCGCAGUCGACCCGCAUGUUACCGGAGAGCGUUCUCUCUGCCCCUCCCCUCUUCUCUGAUUCGCUCUCUUGUGCAUGGCGCGCGCUCCAGGGUCUGGUACUUAUGAGCCAUUCGCUUCCUGCACCAGCUGGUCUUCCUGUGUAUCCGUAAGUCCAGGCUUGGCGCUUUCGUGUCAAUAAAGCUAAACAGGUGAUGAGGAUAGUUAUAACAAUGGGGAUGCCAGCAAAAGGAGAGCCUUUUAAGCACACUGCCUGCAUCUGGCUUUUGGACACUAACCAAUUUUUCGCCCCUUCUUAUUUUGACUAACUUGGCUUUUCAACCCUGGCGUGUAAUUUUUUUUUUAAACGUUAACUACAUCUCACUCACUGAUAUAGCAUUUUGGUUAUUUCUAUAUAUGUUAAUGCUCAUUUUGAUAAUUUCUUUUGUUUCUCCAUUUUGCAGUAAUGUAGUUGAGCCCGGAUGUGGAGUGUCCAACAAAGAAUGCGGUCGCACGACCAACUUCAAAUUCAGUACGCCUGCAACAGCUAGCGUUGCAUGGCCAUUUGGACUUAAGAAAACCACUUGGAGGUGAUUUUUUAAACAAAAAAAAGGACCUGUUCCUCAUACAAACAUACAAACACUACAGCAUGAAUGUCACGCCAGAACAAAAAUAGUUUCACUUUUCAAGCGCUGCUGCAGGAAGAUGAUACUCACAAGUACCAAGGAGAUUGCUGCCUGCCUUCCUUAGCGAUCAAAAAUUUGAUUGGCUACGAAACUCAGAAAUAAGAAACGGGGAGGGGUUGUUUUUCAGCACAGCUCACUGCGAAUUAUUUUAUUUUUAUUUUUCUUGCGCACUUUUAAUAUAGGGGUAUUUCACUUUGGCUUCCUUUUUUUUACACUAAUCUUGGACAGGUUUGUAGUGCUAUGGUUUGUGAGUCAUAUUAAAAGUAUAUACGUUAAUAGGAAUAGAUUUUUAUUUUCUUUUAAGCGACCUUCUGUGCACAAGGCACAGGGAAAAGAUGCUCCCAAAUUCUAAUCAUACUACAAACCAGAGUUCUACCUGCUGUGCUUCAGUGAGUUAAUCCAUGAGUAUAUUAAUAAGCUUUUGUUAUUUUUAUGUUUAUCAUAAUUAUUAUUGUUGUUGUUAUUAUUUACUGAUGUUAUACUGCCAUGUUCUAAACAAAAUCCAGGGUGAACAAAUUCUGGGGUUUUCAUGUAUUAUUAUUCUUAGGAAUAGUUCAAAGUAACAAGGAGAAACUUGAUGCGGUUCUGGUUGAAAUGGUAACAGGCAUUUGAAAACCAUGAAUAAAAUGAUUCGUAUUUCCAAUUUCCAAUGCCAUUCCAGAAUCUGUGGAGUUACAUUCAGGUGGGAUCACUGAUGGACAGAAUUCUUUGCAAGCGCACCAGUUAAAUUCCAAAUUGGAAUGGUUUCAUUCUCUCUUUGUUUAUCGUGCCAAAUCUUGGUACAUUUAGGUUUUAAAAAUGAGAAGAAAAAACGAGAGGUGGUAGAAGACCGUGUGUAUUGGGUUUGUGAUUCCAGCGCCUUGUUUUGUUCAGUUUUCUCCAUUUUGACCAGUAGUGCCUUUCAUUAUUUCAAGGGAGAAUUGUAGACUAGAUAGAUUUUUUUUGAUAAAAUAGUUUGUCACAAAAUUUUAGUUUAAAAGGAGUUUAGGAGCAAUAAGCGCAAAGAGAAUAGUCCUUUUUGCCUGAAUAUGACCUUAGUCGUAUAAUUAGAUAAGAAAAUGAAUUGUGUUGAAUUCUGUAGGUCAGUGAUCCCAUUCACAUGCGGAAUUGCAAAUUCAGGGGUAUAGUGAAACGUAUUUUUAUCAAACUUUGGGAACCAAAAGUAAUCACUUUGGCCUCCUAAUGAAUAAAAUGGUUCAGAUCUAACACAUUUGUGGGUGCAGGACAAUGUACUAUUCGAAAUAUUAACGUAUCGAUAGCUUUGUAUGGUGAAGGUAACGUGAUAUCAAUAGUAUUGUUGGCACGUGCAAGAGAGUGGUUUUUCUUCCUUUUGUUGGUUUGUUUUUUUCAUUUUGUUUAAAUUUUAAUUAUUUUUUUUUACAUCAUUUAAAAGUGUUGUUAUUUCAGUAAACAGAAAGCAGAUUUCGCAUCAACAAGCUUGUGCCAUUUAAGCGAUGAGGUUUGUUGAGGCAUUAAAAUGUCAAGUUAUUGAUAUGGUUGGGAAGUUUAAAAUUAAGUGCAAUUCAAAUGCUGUUUUACGUGGAAAAUUAAAGUUUUCUGUUUGCUGGAAGGGAUAGCAUUGUGAUACUAGCCGUGCAGACUAUAUUGUCAUAUUCUGUUACAGUAUUGACUCACAUGAGAAUUUGAUACCUUUAUAUAAAAUAAUGACUUCAUCUGUGUUGGUAUUUAUUUGAAAUGAUGUCAUGCAGUACUGUAUUACUUUAAUGUGCAUUAUGAUUAGUGGCAAAAUGAUCUCAGUUUAAUGUAAUGCAUGUAUUUCAGUCAUGGAACCUUUACACACAGCUGAAAACAAAUCUAAAACUCUGAAAAUGUAACUUUAAAAUAAAGAAGAAAAAAUGAACAAAAAAAACUUUAGGUAUUAAUGUAUUAUUUACAAACUAAUCCAAAAAAAAGUUUUGUUUUCUUUAGAAAGGCUGUCUGUCUGUGUAAAGGUAGUCAUACUGGCUAAAUCAAUAAAUGUGACUAAAAAGUC